AAGGUCUGCAUAGCCAGUGCCCUAUAAAAAGGCGUACCACCUGCUCCAAUAGCAACAUUAAAGAGGCUGACACACCAUCUCUCAAUUGUACGCGCUAACGGAGAAAGUACCAUCCGCGCCCUUCACUCGCUCAUAAUUCCUUUAAACAACCAAAAUCUUUCGAUAACUCUGCACUGGCUUUAAGCUCAUUUCAACUUAUUUUCAUACUCCGCUGGUGCAAAGGUUGAAUCCCAGGAAGACGCACGACAAGAGCAAAAUGCACCACCGCGGCCUGCUCUUCUGCUGCUGCUGCUUCGGCUCCGACGAUAACACGGCCGAGCGCUCUCUGCUGAAACCCUCGUUGUUCCACAAGGUCGCAGGAUCGAAUUCCGAGGGGCCGCCAGAUGAAGAUUCAGUCAAGUGGUGGCGCCAGGGCUGGAACAGCGUCCGGCAGACCGGCGAACGGUCUGAAACCCUAAUGGAGAAUUAUGUCGGGCCGAAAUGGAAGCGUUUCGUUCGGAGGUGUCAAGCCGAGUUAAAAGUCAUUUGCAAUUCCAAACCCGCGAGGUUUCAUUACGAUAGAGUGAGUUAUGAGCUUAAUUUUGACGAGGGCUGUAGGAAUUUCAACGACUACAGAAAUGAGGGUUUUUCGAAGGUUUCGAAUGAAAAUGGAACGAAAAUUGUACCGCGAAUAAAUGUAUAAAACCCUGAAGAAUUUCCAAAUGCUCAGGACUUGUCUGAAUAUGACAGUGCCGAGCGGGUAAACGAGGAGAACUGUGUCGUUUUUUUCAGAAAAUUUAAUUUUUUUGGUUAUCUUUUGCUUUG
Molecule: messenger RNA, 804 nt
Organism: Cryptomeria japonica (Japanese cedar)
Lineage: Eukaryota; Viridiplantae; Streptophyta; Pinopsida; Cupressales; Cupressaceae
Exons: 1
Coding region: 257-682 (141 amino acids)
Source: RefSeq, a predicted model, not a curated record